AUGGUUAAAGUGAAUAAAAAGAAGGUAAUAAACAAAAAUGGAACAUUCAAAAACGGAACGCUUAACAAUAAAUUGAAUAAAGUAGAUAAUAAAAAAUUGGAUUUGGCCUACGGGUUUGAAGCAAAAAGUUCAACCAAAGUUCAGGAAGAAAAAAAUGAUUACAACAAAAAGUUGAUUGAGAAUGGAAUGAAUAAUAUAUGUAGAGUAAUAGUUCUAGAUUGGCUUAUAGGGGUACAUAGAAAGUUUCAAUUCAGACCAGCAACCAUUCACAUUGGAAUAACCCUAUUUGAUAGAUUUAUCAGACUUAAUGACAAAAAUGGGUUAAUAAACUGCGAUAAUCUCCAAUUGGUUGGUGCAACAUGUCUUCACAUUGCAUCAAAAUAUGAAGAUAUGAAUCCCGCAGUUCUAUUAGACUACUGUAUAAUGAGCAACUCAGAAUUCAAUCCUAAAGAUAUGAUAAACAUGGAAGUUGAAAUACUAAAUACCUUACAAUUCAAAAUAGCAGACAAAGCCACGCUUAUUGAUUAUUUGGACUCAUUCUUUGAUUCUGGAGUUUUGAAAGGGGUAAAUAAGAAUAGAUUGCCAAAAUAUUUCUAUUCGAGUGCCUUAUAUAUAUCAGAACUGUCAUUACUCCACCAAGCAAUGGUACUUUAUCCUCCAAGAGUACUUUCUACAUCUAUAUUACUGCUUCUCUGUCUAUUAUUUGAAAAGGAUGAGUCCGAAAAAAGUAAUUUAUCAAUAUUAAAAGACUUAAAAUAUUCAUUAAAAAGGUUUUCGAAAAUUAAUAGUAUCACCAAGGAAAUUAGAAUGUGCAUAAAAAGCUUAAUAGGAAUAAUUAAAGAACAAUUUUUUUUGGAAAUAAAAAUCAAAGAAGGGCUUGAAAAUUCAAUUUUAAAAGAUAAUCCAGAAGAAGGAAUACCCUUUAUAUACUUAAAGGAUUUGACAAAUAAGUGGAGAAAUGCGUAUACAAACUUAUACAAAAAGAUUACGAGCUUAAGAACCUGA
Molecule: messenger RNA, 1005 nt
Organism: Cryptosporidium ubiquitum
Lineage: Eukaryota; Apicomplexa; Conoidasida; Eucoccidiorida; Cryptosporidiidae
Product: cyclin
Exons: 1
Coding region: 1-1005 (334 amino acids)
Biological process (GO): regulation of cyclin-dependent protein serine/threonine kinase activity; mitotic cell cycle phase transition
Cellular component (GO): cyclin-dependent protein kinase holoenzyme complex; nucleus; cytoplasm
Molecular function (GO): cyclin-dependent protein serine/threonine kinase regulator activity
Source: RefSeq, a predicted model, not a curated record